GGGGAAUCCAUUUUAUCAUCAUUUUCAUCUCAUUAUUCGUUCAUCUAUUCAUCUAUCCGUGUGUCAAUUCUUAAUCAACUUCUUGCCUAUACGCAAUCAUUUGUUGCCGGCCGACUUCAUCACUCUCAUCACUCUCAUCAAAUAGUCUUCUACGUUUUUCAUCGCUCAAUACCUAAAUAAACAUACCCACCAGCAACCAUGCAAUUCACAGUCAUCACUAUCUUUUCCUUCAUCGCCAUUGCGAUUGCCUCACCUCUUCAACUUGCAGGACGCGAUGUGGAUGAUGCAUCGACUCCCUCAAUGACUGAUGCUCAAGGAAACGUCGUUAGCUUCGACUCUGCUAAUGUUAAUCAAGCUGCCAAAAACUCUGGCAUGUAAACCAAUUGCAUGUCUGAAUUUUACGGCUUCCACUUUCAAUAUCUGAAAAACGGAGUUUGAACUCAAGAAACUAUUGAAGGUGACAAGUAAUGAAAUGGAGAUGAUGGAGAUAUCGAGAUAUCGUGGCGUAUUGUUUAUUUGUUGUCAGCUUAAUCUUGGAAAAAUAAUGCGGCAUAGAUUGUAUUGCAUUGGUGUUUCUUUCGAUGAUAUGGUCCAUUGGAUUGGGUUGGAUUGGUAUCGCUGGAUUGGUAUCGAUGGAGUAGGAUAGGACAGGACAGGAUGGGAGUAGAUGAUGUUGACGAUAUUGAUGAUAAAAUCUACACUUUGGCACUGGCUUUUCCAUUUCAUACCAUUGCCCAUGAUUACUUUCGUUAUUUAGCGCCAUUGACGUCUUUUUCACUGGAAGAGUGGGUGAUAUGACUUGUUCAUCAAGGAUGAUUCUCAAUCUUCUCUUCA
Messenger RNA from Botrytis cinerea B05.10, 834 nucleotides. RefSeq lists its product as hypothetical. The transcript is spliced from 3 exons. The record is from RefSeq and is a predicted model, not a curated record. Lineage: Eukaryota; Fungi; Ascomycota; Leotiomycetes; Helotiales; Sclerotiniaceae. The coding region runs from base 199 to 378 and encodes 59 amino acids.